This is a messenger RNA of Mytilinidion resinicola, 590 nucleotides long. RefSeq names its product vacuolar ATPase assembly integral membrane protein VMA21. Gene Ontology annotation, cellular component: endoplasmic reticulum membrane. The record is from RefSeq and is a predicted model, not a curated record. NCBI's taxonomy places the organism in Eukaryota, Fungi, Ascomycota, Dothideomycetes, Mytilinidiales, Mytilinidiaceae. The coding region runs from base 68 to 394 and encodes 108 amino acids. The transcript is spliced from 3 exons. Gene Ontology annotation, biological process: vacuolar proton-transporting V-type ATPase complex assembly.
GUCUCUCUUCCACGUUCGCGGCCUGCUGGCGACCUCAAGCCAUCACAAGCAUCAAGAACAGCCCAAAAUGACUUCGCGGAGGCUCAUUUCGGACGAGAAGACUUAUCUCGAUACCGACGAUGACAAGGACAGCUCCCAGCCAUCCAACAUUGCGCCUGCCGUGCCCGCGGCCGUCAUCUGGAAACUAUUAGGCUUCACCUUUGCUAUGAUCACGAUGCCAAUCGGGACAUAUUUUCUCACAGUGAAUACGGUUUUCAAGGGGAACUCCACUUUCGCAGGUGCAUUAGCGGCCAUCAUCGCCAACGUCGUGUUAGUGGGCUACGUGGUUGUAGCUAUGCGGGAGGACCAGUCCGAGAGGUUAGCAGAAGAGGAGAAGCAGAAGAAGGCAUUGUAGGGGUGGUGCUUAGGGACUGUAUAUGGCGUUCCGGCGAUAGGCAAUCGUAGUUCAUCUCAUAGGAACAUCGGAACAAGCUGCUUGUUUCACGCCAGCUUAAUUCAGACAAUAUGGUUUGCACGUCCCAACAUUAUGUAUUAAGAUCAUUCUCUGCAGCUGAAGACCGCCGCGAAUGAACAGAGACUUUGAUUGAUUC